GGGCUAUUUGGGCUAGUGUAAAUGUAUAGAAUUUAGUUUAGUACAAAAUCGGCGCAGGAACGAGCGCGUCAUAGUUUCAAACGCCGCAUUCCUUAAGAGCACGCAUCACCUCACCAUUCACCCCGUUCACGUCCACAUCCACAUCCACACCCCUCAGCGCAAAGAGUAGCCCAGAGAUCACUGGGGUGGAGCAUGUUACGCCAGUUCGAUAGCCAGGCGCAGGCCCAGAUCCAGCACCAGCUCCAGCUGCUCAGUGUGCCAGUGACGCAGCCUUUGGGACUGGGACUGGGAUUGGGAUUGGCCAGAAAGGCUGGCGCUAAUCGGAGCAGUGUGGAGCAUUUGGGGGAGGAGCAGGAGAAUCAGUUGUUCGAGGGUUACUCGGAUGAGUUGCUCACGUUUGCGUGGAUCGCCUGCAUUGUGUUCAUCAUUGUCGGUGUUCCCGGCAAUCUAUUAACCAUUAUCGCCCUCUCACGUGGCAAACAAACACGCAACUCUACGGCCAUCUUUAUCAUAAAUCUUUCGUGCUCGGAUUUGUUAUUCGGAUGCUUCAAUCUGCCACUGGCCACAUCCACAUUCAAGGAGCGCGCCUGGACGCACAGUGAUCUCCUCUGUCGUCUGUUUCCCCUGCUCCGCUAUGGCCUGAUGGCCGUCUCCCUUCUCUCCGUAUCGCUGAUCACCAUCAAUCGCUACAUCAUCAUUGCCCAUCCGCGACAGUAUCCACGAAUCUAUCAGCGACGCUAUCUGGCGCUUAUGGUGGCCAGCACUUGGCUGAUCACGUUCUCGAUCAUGAUACCCACGUGGCGAGGGAUCUGGGGUCGCUUUGGUCUGGACAAGAGCAUUGGCUCCUGCUCCAUACUCCAUGACAAGAACGAUCGAUCGCCCAAGGAGUUCCUCUUCAUGACGGCCUUCAUGCUGCCCUGCAUCUGCAUUGUCAUCUGCUAUGCCCGCAUCUUCCUUCUUGUCCGCCAGGCCGCCAUUCGGGCGGGCGCCAAUGCGGCCAAGAAUUCGGAGAUCGCCACAACGCCACCAAUCCAAGCGACGCCACAGCUGCAGACACUGGCCAAGAAGGUGUCGGACAAGGACAAGAGCAAGGCGAAAAGCAGGGACAAAGAUAAGGAGAAGAAUAAGGACAUUGACUCCGCUAGUCAGGAGACAGUUCGUCCUUUUGUUGUGCACGAAAGUCUCGCCUUUAUCGACGACAACGUCUCCUCGGAGAGCUUUCCCAUCUCCUACAGCAUAAAGAAGGAAUCUCCCAUCGAUGCUAAUGUCGUGUUGCAGGACAAAGGCAUUGCCAACAACAAGCAGACGCGAUCAGGAUCGACAGCUGCAACGGUAACAGACUCCUCACUAAACGACACUAACAUCGGCCGAUCCCAAACCUUAAUCGAGCAGGGCAGAAACUCAAAGAAUCCGAUUACAACCUCAUUGCGCACCUCCUUUACGCGAUUUAGUCCCCGUAAAUCGCACUAUGUUUCCAUGGGUAAUACGUCGAAUGCAUCGUCGAUUUAUCCGGGAAGGAUGAGUGCAAAAGAUCGUCGAUUGCUAAAGAUGAUACUCGUGAUAUUCGUGUGGUUUGUGAUCUGUUAUCUGCCCAUAACGGUUGCCAAGAUCUGGAAGAGUGCCAACAAUGUGCACGUUUUCAACAUAAUGGGCUAUCUGCUGAUCUAUCUGACCACCUGCAUCAAUCCGCUGAUCUAUGUGCUAAUGAGCUCCGAGUAUAGACGCGCCUAUUGGAACCUUCUGCGGUGUCAUCAAUCGGAGCAACAGCAACAGCAUCAACGCGCCAUGAAGAAGCAUCUUGAGUCGAAUCGGGCGGCCAAAACAUGAUCUGUAUGCAUAUAGAGAACACCCCGCAUCCCUCUCACCGAGCUCCGUCCCCAACAUCGACAGCAUCGCAAUAUUUGAAAAAUGAUCGUGUAUCAACUUGGCCAAAUAUCCACAUCCGAAUUCAUAUCCAUAUCUGUAUGCAUAUUCCCGAAUCUGUAAUUAUUAUGAAACUUCUGGGUUCAUAUAUAUAGGGAUCGUCACGAUCAUAUCAUAGUAUCUUGUAUCAUUUCGAUCACAAAAUAUUAUUUAUUUUAUUCUUAUACAAGUA
Drosophila innubila is the source of this 2095-nucleotide messenger RNA. Its product is annotated as G-protein coupled receptor moody. The coding region runs from base 193 to 1827 and encodes 544 amino acids. Gene Ontology annotation, molecular function: G protein-coupled receptor activity. The record is from RefSeq and is a predicted model, not a curated record. The transcript is spliced from 3 exons. Gene Ontology annotation, cellular component: membrane. Gene Ontology annotation, biological process: G protein-coupled receptor signaling pathway. NCBI's taxonomy places the organism in Eukaryota, Metazoa, Arthropoda, Insecta, Diptera, Drosophilidae.